AUGAAGCGCCUACUGGCCUUGAUCCCCGUGUCCCUGGCUGCAGCCUGCCAGUGCGAUCGGUACCGCUGCAGGCCUCACCACCUUCUCUUCAAAGCCGCCACUUUCCUGCGAGGUAUCAGCCUCUUUUCGCAUUUCUGUGCGAGGAUUACUGGGACUGGUGGCGAGGACGAGUACAUCUACGCCCUCGAAGAGAUGCCAGGCGAAGCAGUGAUUGAGCCUGGGCCUCAGGUGAUUGCAAAUACUGCUCCUCGUGCGACGGCAACAUCUGUGAGCCUUGCCCUCAAGUGCAUGUCAGCCUUUCAGUCAGUCAAGCCUUACGACGAGUGCGAAGUGCGAGCCUGGGAAAGAAAUGCCAGCGUUGCCAUUGGCCUUCCCUGCUGCGGCUCUCUGCUCUUCAUUGGGAUUGGAAUUGUCGUUUGGAUGUCGCCGAGCAUCCUGGACCAGGCCGGUGGGUUUGCUCUUGGCGGAUGA
Symbiodinium natans is the source of this 471-nucleotide messenger RNA. NCBI's taxonomy places the organism in Eukaryota, Dinophyceae, Suessiales, Symbiodiniaceae. The record is from the annotation of a GenBank genome assembly.